Corythoichthys intestinalis (scribbled pipefish) is the source of this 1828-nucleotide messenger RNA. RefSeq names its product GS homeobox 2 (gene gsx2). Gene Ontology annotation, cellular component: nucleus. NCBI's taxonomy places the organism in Eukaryota, Metazoa, Chordata, Actinopteri, Syngnathiformes, Syngnathidae. Bases 1 to 747 code for a protein of 248 amino acids. Gene Ontology annotation, biological process: regulation of DNA-templated transcription. Gene Ontology annotation, molecular function: DNA-binding transcription factor activity, RNA polymerase II-specific; sequence-specific double-stranded DNA binding. The transcript is spliced from 2 exons. The record is from RefSeq and is a predicted model, not a curated record.
AUGUCCAGAUCCUUCUACGUGGAUUCGCUCAUCGUCAAGGACGCCCGACCGGUCGAACACCCGGCGACAGUGACGGCGUCGGCGCACGACUUCCUGCUGCCCAUCAGCGUGCACACGCCGGGCGUGGUGCCGGCGUGCCCGUCCAGGAAGAGCGGCGCGUUCUGCGUGUGCCCUCUGUGCGUCACCACGCACCUCCACUCGUCCAGGAGCGGCGCGCCGGGCCUCAAGGGCCACUUCGCAGCGGGCGCGGGCGCCGAAGCGGCACAGUACUGCCACCGGCUCGCUCAUCACCAGCAUCAGUCUGCAGCUUUGGCGCACCCGGGACACGCACCUGUUUGCACGGCGUCGGUUUUCACAGACCCGCGGAGGUACCACUGCAUCUCCAUGGGCACCACAGAGAGCAGCCACAUCCAGAAUGGGAAGCGCAUGCGCACGGCCUUUACCAGCACACAGCUGUUAGAGCUGGAGCGCGAGUUCUCAAGCAACAUGUACCUCUCUCGCCUGCGCCGCAUCGAGAUCGCCACUUAUCUGAGCCUGUCCGAGAAACAGGUGAAGAUCUGGUUCCAGAACCGCCGGGUCAAGCACAAGAAGGAGGGCAAGGCAGCCCAAAGGAGUUCCCAUGGCAGCACAGGCAUGGGCAGUGGUGGGUGCAAGUGCUCAGGCACGCACUACCCUCGCUCCGAGGAUGAGGAAUCCCUGUCUCCGGCCUCAGCCUCAGAGGAGAAGGAUGGGGCGCUUAUCAUGUGACGACUGUCUGCUUGGACUGAGUGACACCUCUACGCUUAAAAACUCCACCUUGCAUGAAAAAGGAAGAGGAAAACUUUAUUCAUAAUGUGACACGAUUGAGAGAUAUGAACUUUUGAGACAUUUCCUAUAACAGGGGUUCUCAAACUGGGGUCUGUGAGCUGUGCUUUGGAGUCCGCAAAAUCAUCUGCAUAAUGGUCUGAAAAGGGAAAAAAAAGCUUUAUUAGAUAAUCCAUUGGGGGGAAAACAGAACAAAACAAAAACCUUCUUUUAUUAUUUUAUUAACUUAAGUAGUUAGUGUGAGUAUUCCUAACUCAUUUUAUCAAGUUAAUGCAGUACUGUAAACGUGAUUUAAUGAGUUCAAUUAACUUGCAAGAUCAAGUUUGAGGGCCAUGCUUAGAUUUCUGGUGAAGCAGAACUUGAAAUGAUAAGUUAUGUGAACUUAGCCCUUGCCUAGCUCUUGAUAUCUUUCAAAAGAGCACGCUGGCAAUUGGGCAGUCAACCAUGGUGAUUAGCUAAGUUGUUUGUGUGCUACGCUGCUACGUUGACAGCUCGGUUUCGAUCACCACUUGAAGUCCAGUUUACUUAAAGUGUUGAGUUCAUUUUACUGACUUGGGUGUUAUCUCUGUGGUCUGAGCACUCUGCUGCCAUUUGCGGUGGCUUGUGUUUGAUUUCCACUUGUGGGUUGCGCAAGGAUGGUUGAAUUCAGUUUACUAAACCUGAAAUCAAGUUUACUUAAAAUGUUCCAUUUAGAAUGAUGAGUUAACAACAUUCUUUUUUUUUCUCAAUCAAAACUUGAAAAUUCAAUAGAACUUGGUUGACCUUCAAGUUCUGACCAUUUCUUUUUACACUAUAGCAAAUAACCUAAUAAUAAUCACAUAAAUCUGAAUGUCCUGUUUUAGAGCAAAAUAUGAAUUAGUAAAUAAAAAAAGUCAAAUUUUUCCACCUCCUUAAAUGUUUACAAUACACAUUUAAUGCUAAAAGAUGGCAGCAAAGCACUGUUUUUGUCCAAAUGAAACUCCUCAAUUUAACUCAACAUAGCACAAAUAAGCUUUAUUUCAAUUCAACAUGAGUUCCUUGGCAC